CUGCUUUAAAGUUUGGCACUGUUUGUCAGAGUUUUUAUAUUAUAUUUUAGAACCUGAAUAAAAUUAUGUGCGGCGCUGAUAAGAAGUUGGGUGAGAUCCGGGCGCUGAUCCUAGUGGGUGGUUAUGGCACACGAUUGCGGCCUUUGACAUUGAGCAGACCAAAACCUCUGGUGGAGUUCGCCAACAAGCCAAUUUUGAUGCAUCAAAUCGAGGCAUUAGUUGAUGCUGGUGUCACGCAGGUGAUACUAGCUGUGUCAUAUAGAGCGGACGACAUGGAGAAAGAGUUAACAGAGCAGGUUUCAAAACUGGGUGUGUCCCUGACGUUCUCUCAUGAGUGUGAACCACUGGGAACUGCAGGACCCUUGGCUCUGGCAAGGGAAUUGCUUAGUGCUAGCCCAGAACCUUUCUUUGUCCUCAACUCUGAUGUUAUAUGUGAUUUUCCAUUUAAAGAGUUAGCGAAGUACCACAGAAGUCACGGAAAGGAAGGCACUAUAGUGGUAACCAAAGUGGAAGAGCCAUCAAAAUAUGGUGUGGUUCUGUAUAAAGAGGAUGGUGAAAUUGAGGACUUUGUAGAGAAACCUCAGGAGUUCAUUUCUAACAAAAUUAAUGCUGGAAUGUACAUCUUGAAUCCUUCAGUGUUAAGCAGGAUAGAAUUGAGACCCAUGUCAAUAGAAAAAGAAGUAUUUCCAUUUAUGGCGAAAGAUGGACAACUGCAUGCCAUGGAGCUUCAAGGUUUUUGGAUGGAUGUGGGACAGCCGAAAGACUUUUUGACAGGUAUGUGCUUGUACCUGUCGAGUUUGCGCCAAAAGAAUUCUGACAAACUGCUCGAAGGAUCGGGCGUGGUAGGCAACGUGUUGAUCGAUCCCUCGGCGAAAAUCGGCAAGGGCUGCCGGAUCGGACCCAACGUCACUAUCGGCCCAGAUGUCGUCAUCGAAGAUGGGGCGUGUAUAAAACGUAGCACGAUAUUACGUGGCGCUUGCGUGAGACAGCACGCGUGGCUCGACGGUUGCAUUGUGGGCUGGCGCUCUGUCGUAGGCCGCUGGGUCCGCAUGGAGAAUACCACAGUUCUUGGAGAAGAUGUCAUCGUGAAGGACGAGCUCUACGUCAACGGCGGACAAGUGUUGCCUCACAAGUCCAUAGCAUUGUCAGUGCCUGAACCUCAAAUCAUCAUGUGAACGAGGCAGUACCAUUCGUAUAAGUCGGAUAAGUAUCUUGACCCUAAAGACUGUUCCAAACGAUGCAUAUUCACGUAGAAGUGGAACCUGGUCGCUAUACCAGCUUGCUUGUAACAUUACGAACUUCCAGUUAAUAAGAAUUAAUAGAUAUGAAUAUCGAGGUGCUAAACCAACACGAAAUCAUCAAAGUCGCAAAUAGUUUGAGAAGCUACAGCUCGUACAGACUGUUUCAUAGAGGCUGACGGCAAGCUUGCGCGUGGAAUGUAGCUGCGAUGAUUGGUGUAGUGUGAAACUACGAACCCCUUAUUAUUUUCAUCUCUCUCAUUACGCGUUCCCAGUAUUUUUCCCGAUUUCUGAAAGAGUUCCGUCUAACAUUUACUAUAUAGUAUUGGGUCCCUAAAAUACCCGAAUUUCCCUUUAAAUGCUAUUUUUAUCACUUUGACAGAUUGCUCACUUUUCACGUCUGAUUUCCAGACCACGGCAAACUAUCACACUGGCAGUUUCUGUGAACAUUACUAUUCACUUUUCCCAAUGGUAAUUACGCAUUAUUUCGUGAAUUUCACAUUCUAAAAUCUUUUAAAUGUUAUGGCCCCAUUGAAAUAACUGAUGAUUCCUCCAACGUCAAGCAACAAUAACUAUGUGCUGUAGUUUUGUAAAUAUAAUAUAAAAAUUAUGGCGGACUACGCCAUUAGCCAGGCUGGUACCUCCCCUCCUUAUUUUUUAUUAUUAAUAUUGAUCAAAAAUGCCAACGUUAAGGCAGCAGUAAGGUAUUUAAUUUUGGAAGAACCUCUUCGACGAACUGCUGUUGUGGAGAGAAUAUACCUGAGGUGAAAAAAAAAACGAUCAUGGGCAAACAACAAACUAAAGCAUAAAAUUACUAGAGCAUAUAAAAUCACACAAAAUGUUAAUAAAGGGAAAAACACAUAAAGAAGAAGAGAUUUCACCGAUCAGCAGACUGAGAGUAAGCCACUCCUGUUCCCCUGUGUUCCUUUACGAAAUUCGUGUCAGAGACAGAUCUUUGUGUGAAUGUGGUUUGUAUGAGGUUACAUUUUCCCAUAGACGGUCCCAUAAAUUUUUCCUUCCUUUGAUAUAGAAACGAAUUUGGCUGUAGAAGGUUGAUCACAUUUAGGCUCCUCAUUAUAAAUUGAAAAUUCCCCAUUCAUAUUUCGAUGCUCUUUUUCCCUCAACCAAUUGUUCGUCAUUCUUGUACCGACCUUGAAGGCAUCUGGUCUUCACCAGAUCUAGUAAAUAUGCGAAGUCUCACCUAUCGAAGUCCUGCACCUGGCCUUACUCCUACCGCUCUUACGCGCCUGCCUGAUUUUUCAUCGAUUACCUCACGCUAGACCUGGUCUUCACGUUUACGUUCCUCCUACCUGGACUGUGUACUUCACCUUCUCGAGCUUGGAGCAGCAGGAGCAACUGAAGCCGACGCUCAUGAUGAAGUAGAACUCCACCUCUGAGUACAAAGUGAUAUAAUCCCACUGCUGUACUACCCACCCUUUCUCGUCAUCAUUCCUCUCUGCCCUUCGGUUCUGCAAUACAGCCGCUAUCUAGCUUACAACCUCGCUGCUCUUCGGUUCUGCACCUCUGUCCUCGGUCUCCAACAGUCGAGAGCAGAGGCCUCCAACUCCGUGUCUCCACCUUCUCCUAUCUUCACCCACAUACUACAUUUACAUUGCUCACCCUACUACGUCCCAGCACUCAGUUUCUUUCCACCAAACUAUGAAAUUAAAAACUUUUCUUAGUUUUUUACCACGCCAAAGCCAUCUAACCCUACAUUACGUAUCAGGUACUCGGAGGCUGUAAUAACAUAUCUGGUAACAGCUACUAGCCAAGACGAUACGGAUGUGGCUUAAGGGAGUUGGUUUGUAUCUUUUGCACGCAAAAUUUGUUAAAUCUUCUCGUAAAGUCUUGAAACUCUUUUUCGUUAUUUACCACUUUACACUGUUUAGUGUUGUCAAGAUACUUGCCGUUUUGUAUGUAAAAUAGGAGAAUGCAAUGUACUUUGGUUGCAUGAACGUCGUUUUAAUUAACGAUGUUAUACUAUACAGGGUGUAUGAUGAUUUACUGAACGAUACGUAUUGAAGCCGAUGAUGAUAGAACAGUGCGAAAGCAACGACUUUUAUUUGUGUAGUGAACCAUACCUAAAAACAUACAAUUUGUCAAAAUUCUUUGUUGAAAAAGACAAGUUGUAUAUCUUAACUAUGGCUGAUUGUAAUAUUGUUUUUCAAAAUUAGAAGCGAAGGUUUUGGCACACUUUUGACCACAGUUCUGUAUCCACAAGCGGGUCGUUUUAUUUGAAAUAUAAAAACAUGGAAUGUAUCACAAGUUGUGUCGUUUUUGACCUAAGUUAUCGCCAGUUUUAUUAUCGUUACUAAUUCACCUAGCUGGAGGUAUCUAUAAAAAAUUACUAUGGCCAGGUGUGACGUUAGG
Molecule: messenger RNA, 3608 nt
Organism: Hyposmocoma kahamanoa
Lineage: Eukaryota; Metazoa; Arthropoda; Insecta; Lepidoptera; Cosmopterigidae
Gene: Gmppb
Product: mannose-1-phosphate guanyltransferase beta
Exons: 6
Coding region: 66-1175 (369 amino acids)
Biological process (GO): cell wall mannoprotein biosynthetic process; GDP-mannose biosynthetic process
Cellular component (GO): cytoplasm
Molecular function (GO): mannose-1-phosphate guanylyltransferase (GTP) activity; GTP binding
Source: RefSeq, a predicted model, not a curated record